Messenger RNA from Xiphias gladius (swordfish), 6558 nucleotides. Its product is annotated as 1-phosphatidylinositol 4,5-bisphosphate phosphodiesterase beta-4-like. The coding region runs from base 408 to 4124 and encodes 1238 amino acids. The record is from RefSeq and is a predicted model, not a curated record. Gene Ontology annotation, biological process: lipid metabolic process; phosphatidylinositol-mediated signaling. Lineage: Eukaryota; Metazoa; Chordata; Actinopteri; Istiophoriformes; Xiphiidae. Gene Ontology annotation, molecular function: calcium ion binding; phosphatidylinositol-4,5-bisphosphate phospholipase C activity. The transcript has 40 exons.
CACUGGAGGGCGAGUGGUACAAGAGCACCGGGACUCUCCGGCAGCAGAGAGGCAGAGCAGACAGUCGGAGGUAGACGGGAUAGAGUAGAAGCAGGAGCAGGAGCAGGAGCAGGAGCAGAAGCAGAAGCAGAAGCAGAAGCAGAAGCAGCAGCGGCAGCAGGACACGAGCAGAGACAGACAGGCAGUCACACGGAGAGAAAAUCCCGGCCCGGACUCUGCAAAGCACAAUUUCCUAUCUCCGUCGGAUUAAACCCGUCCCCGUCUCCGACACCGAAAUCACGCCAAGAUAUGAGCUUCUCCCGCUGAACGCAAUUGAUGCUGAACUGAGUGUUCCAGUGCUAUCCUCCAGUGUUUCCCCUCCCCUAGGUUUUCUCUCCCUCUGUCUGUCACCAGGUCUUUGAGCAGCCAUGACAAAGUCCUACGAGUUCAACUGGCAGAAGCACCAGCCUGAGUUCAUGCAGGAAGGUGCCUCUUUCGACAGAUUUGAUGAGGACCCAUACAUCUUUGAGCCCAAUUGUCAGAUGAGGGUGGACGAGUACGGCUUUUUCCUCACCUGGAAGAGUGAGGGAAAGGAAGGCCAGGUGCUCGAGUGUUCGCUCAUCAACAGUAUUCGUGUUGGUGCCGUCCCAAAGGACCCAAAGAUCUUAUCAUCAUUCGAGGCCAUUGGAAAGACGGAGGCAGACUUGGAGGGCUGUAUCAUCUGCAUCUGUAGCGGUACGGACCUGGUCAACCUGAACUUCAUGUUCAUGGUAGCGGAGAGCCCAGACACAGCCAGGAAGUGGAUCGAGGGUUUGAGGUCAGUGAUUCACAACUUUAAGGCCAACAACGUCUGUCCAAUGACCUGCCUCAAGAAACAUUGGAUGAGAAUGUGCUUCCUGACCAACGUAAAUGGGAAGAUUCCUGUGAGAGGCAUUACACGGACAUUUGCAUCAGGGAAGACGGAGAAGGGUAUUUUUCAGGCUCUGAAGGAUCUGGGCCUUCCGAGUGGAAAGAACGAUGAGAUUGAACCACCAGAUUUCACCUUUGACAUUUUCUACGCGCUCACACAGAAGAUCUGCCCUCGCACAGACAUAGAGGAACUCUUCAAGAAAAUCAAUGGGAACAAAACUGAUUAUUUAACUGUAGACCAGUUAGUCAGCUUUCUGAAUGAAAACCAGCGAGACCCAAGGUUAAAUGAGAUUCUGUUCCCGUUCUACGACCCUAAGAGAGCCAUGCAGAUCAUUGAGAAAUACGAGAGAGAUGAAGAGCUGAAGAAGAAAGGUCACAUGUCCAGUGAUGGGUUCUGCCGGUAUCUGAUGUCUGAUGAAAAUGCUCCAGUUUUCUUAGACCGGCUGGAGCUGUACCAGGAAAUGGACCAGCCACUGGCCCACUACUUCAUCAGCUCUUCACACAACACUUACCUGACAGGCCGACAGUUUGGAGGGAAGUCCUCAGUAGAGAUGUACCGCCAGGUCCUAUUGUCUGGAUGCAGAUGUGUGGAGCUGGACUGCUGGGACGGGAAAGGAGAGGACCAGGAGCCAAUCAUCACUCAUGGCAAGGCCAUGUGCACAGACAUCUUGUUUAAGGAUGUUAUCCAAGCCAUCAAGGAGACAGCAUUUGUCACUUCAGACUACCCGGUUAUUUUGUCCUUUGAAAAUCAUUGCAGUAAACCACAGCAGUACAAGAUGGCCAAAUAUUGUGAAGAGAUCUUUGGUGACCUCCUCCUCAAACUGCCUCUGGAACAUUAUCCGAUUGAAGCUGGGCGCCCCUUACCCUCUCCAAAUGACCUCAAACGUAAAAUUCUCAUCAAAAACAAACGCUUGAAACCUGAAGUAGAACAGAAGCAGUUGGAGGCUUUUAAGAAACACAUGGAGGCAGGGGAGACCAACACCCCUGCCAUCAUUAUGGGAGAGGAGAAUGAAGAUGACACAGAGAACGGAGAAAAAGAGGCUGAGGAUAAGGAUUUGAAUUCAGAGGCCCCCAGUCUGUCAGAGGCAACCAGUGAGAAAGAGGCCAACAGUGUUAUGAGUAACACUGUCAGCUUGAGGAAAGAAGAACGCAGCAACAGUAUAAAGAAGAUGCCUGAUGAUGAAGUGACAGAGAUUUCCGAAGCCACAGAAGCAACAGACGCCACAGAUAUCUCUGAAGCAUCUGACCAAGACAAUAACAAGAAGGGUGGGGAUGUGGCAGAAGACUCUGAAGAGGCUCUGAUAGCUCAGUACACAUAUGUGGGAGCCACUACUAACAUCCAUCCAUAUCUCUCGGCCAUGGUCAACUACGCACAGCCUGUCAAGUUCCAGAGUUUUGAUGUGGCAGAGGAAAGGAACAUCCACCAUAACAUGUCAUCUUUUAACGAGUCUGUUGGCUUGGGUUAUCUGAAGACUAAUGCCAUAGAGUUUGUCAACUACAACAAGCGUCAGAUGAGCCGUAUCUACCCCAAAGGGGGCCGGGUGGACUCCAGUAAUUACAUGCCUCAGAUCUUCUGGAACGCAGGCUGCCAGAUGGUCUCACUCAACUUCCAGACCCCAGACCUGGCCAUGCAGUUGAACCAAGGAAAGUUUGAGUACAACGGCUCCUGCGGGUACCUGCUGAAGCCUGACUUCAUGCGGCGGUCAGACAGGAUGUUUGACCCAUUCUCAGAGACGCCGGUGGAUGGUGUCAUUGCCGCAACCUGCAGUGUACAGGUGUUCUCUGGACAGUUCUUGUCAGACAAGAAAAUCGGCACAUACGUUGAAGUCGACAUGUACGGGCUGCCGACAGACACCAUCAGGAAGGAGUUUCGCACACGUAUGGUGAUGAACAAUGGACUGAACCCCGCCUACAACGAGGAGCCCUUCGUCUUCAGAAAGGUAAUCUUACCUGAUCUGGCAGUACUGCGCAUCGCAGUCUACGACGACAACAACAAGCUGAUUGGUCAGCGCAUCCUGCCUCUGGACGGCCUGCAGGCUGGCUACCGUCACAUCUCCCUGAGGAACGAGGGCAACAAGCCCCUGUCGUUGCCCACCAUCUUCUGCCAAAUCAUCCUCAAGACCUAUGUGCCCGACGGCUUCGGAGCAAUUGUGGAUGCUCUAUCGGACCCAAAGAAGUUCUUGACCAUAGCAGAAAAGCGAGCAGACCAGAUGAAGGCGCUGGGAAUUGACACGAAUGACAUAGCAGACGUUCCCAGUGGAAGCUCAAAGAACGACAAGAAGGGAAAGGGUAAAGGAGACACUGUGAAGGCAAGUGUGACCCCGCAGGCCAGCUCAGACAUGGCCCAGACCUCCAACUCUGCCCAGAAUAACACAGCAGAAACCAAGAAGGAUGCUGCACUCGUGCCUAAUGUCAGCAUUGAUGACUUAAAACAAAUGAAGACGUACCUUAAAUUGAUUAAAAAGCAACAGAAGGAGCUCAGCGCUUUAAAGAAGAAACACUUAAAGGAUCAAAAUAUAAUGCAGAAAGCCCACUGCACCCAGGUAGAAAAGAUGGUGUCUCUGCAUGAUAAGGAGAAGACAACCCUGGAGAAACUACUAGAGAAAGCCAUCAAGAAACGCGGGGAAAACAACUGCCAAGAGCUGAAGAAGGAGACAGAAGAUAAGAUCCAAACACUAGUCGCUGAUCACAAAGCCAAGGUAAAGGACAUCACAGCACAGCACACUAAAGAGUGGUCAGAGCUGAGCAGCAGUCACAGCAGCGAGGAGCAGGAAAUGAAGGACAGCCACGUCACACAGCAGUGUGAUAACCUCAAGAAACUCCUGGCCACUGUCCAGGAGCAGCAGACCAUGCAGCUCAAACUCAUCCAUGAAAGGCAAAGCAAAGAGAUGCGGGCCAACCAGGCUAAGAUGUCCAUGGAAAACAGUAAAGCCAUCAGCCAGGACAAGACCAUCAAAAACAAGGCAGAGAGAGAGAGGAGAGUGCGAGAGUUAAACAGCAGUAACACCAAGAAGUUCCUGGAUGAAAGGAAGAGGCUGGCUAUGAAGCAUCAGAAGGAGAUGGAGCAGCUACAGAAAAACCAGAGAGAACAGUUGGAGAAACUGGAGAAGUUCAAUGAGCAGCUUUUGAAAUCACACCAUGCAAACAAACAGGUUCAAGGCCAAGGACAUGCAGCAGAUGGUGAAGUUGGAGGAGGAGAUGGACCGCAGACCUGCCACGAUGGUGUGAGCGACUGAGACUGAGGCACAAACACACACACUUGUACUCAUACACACACGCGUAGGUGCAGGAGCGACUCAGCGCGGACAGCCCUCUACAACCCAGAGACGAAAACCCUGCCUACACCACUGUCUCUGUGCUUUUAUGUCAUGUUCACACACAAACACACAGUAGCCCUCGCCACCUCUUUUUUCUUUUGUUCAUUCACCUCUACUCCCUGUCCUCUACAAUCUUACCCCACCCACUAACUUUAUACCACUGAGCCAUUGGUGCUUAUCACUGUUUGACAGGGGGUAUAACCACUUAUCAAGUAAGGAAAUGUUACCUCGGAGUCAGACACAUCCCCUCCUCCAUUGUAUGUAGAUCUAAAUUUUCUAUCAACCUGACUGUUCUCUACAAUCUACGGGCAAGACAGCUGCAGCUGUUGUGGAGACACACACAAACACGUUCGCUCACGGGUCGGAUGAAGUGGACAUCUGUUCCCUUUUUGACUUGUUUGUUUUUAUUUUUUAAAUCGGUACCUGACUAUAACCUCUCCAGAAACGGCGUGGAUGAGGGGAGAAGAAUAUGUAUAAGAUUUGUCAUUUCAGCACAAAUGAAUAAACUUUGUGAAAUACACUGUAUGCUACACACAGUUCCUGUCCUGAGCACUUUGUAUGUAAUACGCCAUCAUAACAAUGUGGAAGAUGUAGCAGUGCACUACUUAAACUACCAGUUUUCUGUAUUUCAGUAAGAAUGUAUUUUAAAAAAAAAAAAUCACUGUAUGAAGGAGAAGAAAACCCCCCUAAUCCUAAAAUGCAAGCUGUUUGACUUCACAAAGGAUGUAUUAACUUUUGUUGUUCAAUGUUACAGCUGACUAUAAAAAGGCUUAUUAUAUUGUUGAGUCAGAAGACUAGAAAAGGAUCACGAGGGAUACUGUUAACUUUGAUUAUUACGGCCUAUUUCUCUGUCAAAUGUAGUUUUAAUUACUGUGAUAUACCCUAGAGAUGUCAAAUAACUGCUGCACUUGCCCUUCAAAAUCACAUACAAUAGUUUUGUUUUUUUGCAAAAAAAAUACCUUAUGCUCAAUUUCCACAGGUUUAUAGCUGCAAAACAUUCUAAUACAACAUUCUAUAAUCCUAAUUUUGGGCUCAAAAUCAUGUAUACUAUGCAAAAAAAAAAAAAAAAAAAGAUGAACAAACACAUGAUUCCCUCAAAAUUUAAGGUGUUCAAAUUUCUUAAGAAUUUUCCAGUAACAGUUACCAAAAGAAGUAUAGGUAAAAGCAUUACAGUAAUAGUAACCAAAAUGUGGUUUCUUUGUAUGCCUUUAAUAUAAUGAUGAAAGUUGUUGCUACAAACUGAGGCAGUGUCAUUAGUAGUUACAACCCUCAAUUGAAAAUAUGAUGAUAUAAUGAAUUGGACAUCUACUAUACAAGGUUAAGUAGGAUUAUGAUGGUUCAUUGCAUUAAGGGGUUUUGCACUUAAACUUUGAAAAUCAAGCCAAAGCCCUAACACACUGCGAACAAAAUUAAUCUAUACUUGGCAGCACAUUAAUUCUGGUGUAAUACAUUCUUUUAAUUGACCAGCCCUUUACCAUCAGACGAGGACUUUGGCCGACAGAAGUCAACGCCAUCUCGUCUUGUCAGUUUCCCUCUCAUUAAGCCGUUGAAGUGAAGCGCUCCCUUAAUAGCUUCUUGACUGCACCUUGGCAACCUCAGAUAGUAAUCCUCAUUGUUUCCCUGCUCGCCUUAGGUCAGGGGAGAUCAGACAGAAUAAUUAAAAGAUUUGUAAUGAGCCUGUGACAUGGCUGCCACAUACCAUCCACAGUAGGGAUUUCAGACAAGGUCUGUAUCCCUCUGUAUCCCAAAAUGGUUCCCCUUAAAUGUAGCAGUUUGAGAGUCUACAGAAGGUUUAAGGAAGCGUUACUGUUAUCAGCUUAGGUGAUACUGCUGGACAAAAAGCCACUGCAGAGGGAGAAAUGUGAUGUGGAUGUAUUAUUAUAAAGUAAUCCUGUGGGUUCUGUAGUAUUGUGCACGUAUGAUCAUGCCAGGCAUUGAUGCUGCAUGGCGUCACACUAACAAAGAUCCACCAAAAUUACAAAUAGUCAUAAUAUGAUAUGAAACCACACAGAAACAUGGGGAUAAAAGCACCUCUAGGUAUUCUGGCCUUUUUAAAGAGUUUUUCUGUUUUAUUCUGCUGUAAUUCACUUAAAAGGGUAGACAGGAUGUUCUUGUAUAUACUGGAAUGUAUGUAGUUUAAUUUACUUUGACCAGUUUUGUUCUUUCAUUCAAGGGCUCGGGGAUGGAGUGGGUCUGUUGGAGAUUGAGGAAAGACAUUUAUCAGCCACUGGGUUUUCUUGUUUGGUUUUGUUUCUGUUUUCCAGUCUGCCCUUACUGCACCACACAACACAGUAUAAAACUCUCACCACAUAUCUAGUGCAGAGAUAAACGAGUAAAAAAAAAAAAAAAAAAA